GGUGACUGUAGCAAGCAACAUCAACGCCGUUGCCACCGAGUGACAGUUCCAGCAUGAUACCUUCGUGAGCCUCUCUCUCGACAACAUGGUCCGCAUCAAACACCGCUACCUCCUCUUCAAUGUCCUCUACCCUGCCACCACUCCCACACCACCCUCCUCUCAGACAACGCCCUCGUACGUCCUCUUCUCACGGCCCAGCCCACCUCACCUCAAUGCGCGCCUCUUACUGUCCACGCUUCGCUCCACCAUUCAGUCCCUCUUCGGCGACCAUGGCCUGUCCGUCGUUCAAUCUUCCCUGCGAGUCAUCUACUUCAGCCCCAGCACGAGCACCGUGAUUCUGCGUGUACCCCGAGCACACUUCCGCCUUGUCUGGGCUAGCCUGACAUUCAUGGACACUAUACCCGGACCCGAUAGAAAAUCCGCGCCUGUACAAUGUGUCAUCAGAGUAACCAGGGUGAGUGGCACGAUCAGAAAGAGCGAGGAGGAGCUACUCCGCCAAGCGCGUAGGGACAUUGUACGCGCAAAGCGGGAAGGCCGAGCAGAUGAAGACGAAGACAAAAACAUGCUUCAAGGCUUACUGGACAAAAACAAAGACAAAAGACCAGGCAAUGCCGCCGCUUUGCGCAUCGAGGAUGAAGAGGAGGGGAUCAUAGACCUCGACGAUGAGGAGGACAUGGAAGAUAUCUCUGAUUGAGCAACCACACUAUUGCACGUCUCUUCAGAAGCUGCUUGACCAAGAGAGCAGGGUGGAAUCAUUUUCCAAAACCACGAAGCAAGCCAACCCGCUAUCAGCUGCCAUGGUCAUGACCCUCCAUCGCCCGGCUCAGGCUCAGGCUCAGCCUUAUCCCUCCUCCUCACCUUGACACCACUAUCGCCCGUCAUCCUAGACACUAUCAUUCGCCCCCUCCGCGCCGCCAAAGGCAUACCCUCCGGCUCGAUCGAUCGUCCGCAAAAGCGACAUCAUACUCUUCUUGUCCUCGACCGCGAGCGUCUCGUACCCGACCAGUCCAUACUCUUCCACGAGGUUGACAAUCGCCUCAUUCAGCGCGGCAAAUUUGUCCUGUCCAAACAUCGGCGACUCUGCUUCCAGGCUCGGCAGCAGGUACGACAGGUCUUGCACUUCUGUAUAAAAGUCCAGAUUGAACGGCAGAGGAGGGUAUUUCGAGAGGUUAUCGAUCUUGGUCAGGACAUUGAUGUGCGUCAUGUCGAGUUGCAGCAUGCUUCGUAAUGAGAGCAGUAGUGUCGAGAUGUAUAAUGACGGCAGUGUCAGGGCGUAUGAGUCGAUCAGGUUGACGACCACUAGCUGUGCACAACCAUAUCAGUAUACUUUGCAC
Messenger RNA from Exophiala xenobiotica, 1334 nucleotides. RefSeq lists its product as uncharacterized. The transcript has 2 exons. The coding region runs from base 86 to 694 and encodes 202 amino acids. The record is from RefSeq and is a predicted model, not a curated record. Gene Ontology annotation, molecular function: ribonuclease P RNA binding. Gene Ontology annotation, biological process: tRNA 5'-leader removal. Lineage: Eukaryota; Fungi; Ascomycota; Eurotiomycetes; Chaetothyriales; Herpotrichiellaceae. Gene Ontology annotation, cellular component: ribonuclease P complex.